This is a messenger RNA of Scophthalmus maximus (turbot), 2106 nucleotides long. RefSeq names its product mucin-5AC-like. Gene Ontology annotation, molecular function: protein binding. Bases 1 to 2106 code for a protein of 701 amino acids. The transcript is spliced from 9 exons. Lineage: Eukaryota; Metazoa; Chordata; Actinopteri; Pleuronectiformes; Scophthalmidae. The record is from RefSeq and is a predicted model, not a curated record.
AUGAAGCUGCUUCUUUCUCUGACUCUGAUCUGGACGCUCUCCAGCACAGGUGAAGCACUUGUGUGUCAAACUUGCACAACUAGUGCCUGUACAGCCACAGUACCAAAGACAUGUUCCUCAGAGACGAUGUGUAUAACAGCCGCCAUUCAAGCCACUUCAGCUGGAACGUCAGUACAGCAAAUCUUCAAGGCGUGUGCAUCGUCCUCCUUGUGUCCAGCCACGGGCUCUCAGACAUUUUCAGUCAACCUGGGUGUUUCCAGUUCACUUGCAUCUGCUCUCUGCUGCGACACAGAUAACUGCAACUCAGCCACUCUACCUUUCCCGGCUGUUCCGGCAGAUAACCGCCUACAGUGUAACUCUUGUAACCCCGUCACCUCUGAAUGUAAUAUUCCAUUACAAUGUAAAGGAACAGAAGAUCUCUGCUUUCAAGCUACUGUGACCAAUGGGGCAACAUCUUCUCCAGCCUAUGGCUGUGCAUCUAAAAACUUGUGUGCAGCUGCUUCCAGCCUGGGGACGCUACCGUUCAUGCACAAUGUUGGCACCAUCACAGAUGGACCAACAACUACAGUUACAACAACAACAACAACAACUACAUCCCCAACAAUAACAACAACAGUUCUAACAACAACAACUUCAAUUCCAACUACAACUACUACAGUUACAACAACAAAAACAACAACAACUACAGCCCCAACGACAAUAACUACAUUUCCAACAACAACUACAGCCCCAACUACAACAAUUACAGCCCCAACGACAACAACUACAGUUCCAACAACAACAACUACAGUUCCAACAACUACAUCCCCAACGACAACAACUACAACCCCAACGACAACAACUACAGUUCCAACGACAACAACUACAGUUCCAACAACUACAUCCCCAACGACAACAACUACAACCCCAACGACAACAACUACAGUUCCAACAACAACAACUACAGUUCCAACAACUACAUCCCCAACGACAACAACUACAACCCCAACGACAACAACUACAGUUCCAACGACAACAACUACAGUUCCAACAACUACAUCCCCAACGACAACAACUACAGCCCCAAUGACAACAACUACAGUUCCAUCAACUACAUCCCCAACGAAAACAACUAAAGCCCCAACGACAACAACCACAGUUCCAACAACAUCAACAACUACAGCCCCAAUGACAACAACUAAAGCUUCCAACAACAACAACUACUACAGCCCCAACGACAAUAACUACAGCCCCAAUGACAACAACUACAAUCCAACAACAGCUACAGCCCCAAUGACAACAACUACAGUUCCAACAACUACAUCCCCAACGACAACAACUACAGUUCCAACAACAAAAACAACUACAGACCCAAUGACAACAACUACAGUUCCAACAACUACAUCCCCAAUGACAACAACUAUAGCCCCAACAACAACAACUACAUCCCCAACGACAACAACUACAGUUCCAACAACAACUACAGACCCAAUGACAACAACUACAGUUCCAACAACUACAUCCCCAAUGACAACAACUACAGCCCCAACAACAACAACCACAUCCCCAACGACAACAACUACAGUUCCAACAACAACAACAACUACAUCCCCAACAACAACAACUACAGUUACAACAACUACAUCCCCAACACCAACGACUACAGCCCCAACAACAACAACUACAGUUCCAACAACAACUACAUCCCCAACAACAACAACUACAGUUACAACAACUACAUCCCCAACAACAACGACUACAUCCCCAACAACAACAACUACAUCCCCAACAACAACAACUACAGUUACAACAACUACAUCCCCAACAACAACAACUUCAGCUCCAACAACAACAACUUCAGCUCCAACAACAACAACACCGGUUCCAACGACAACAUCUCCAGUUCCAACGUCAACAACUACAUCCCCAACGACAACAACUCCAGCUCCAGUGACAACAACUCCAGCCCAGUCGACAAGAUCUUCAGUUCCAACAACAAAAACUCCAUUUCCAACAAAAACAAUGACAGUACCAACAAAAACAACUUCUACAGCCCCAACGACAACAACUACAUCCCCAACAACAACAACUUCAAAUUCUGAACAAAAAUGGACGAAGGACCUUUGA